Molecule: messenger RNA, 3505 nt
Organism: Perca fluviatilis (European perch)
Lineage: Eukaryota; Metazoa; Chordata; Actinopteri; Perciformes; Percidae
Gene: znf385b
Product: zinc finger protein 385B
Exons: 11
Coding region: 259-1995 (578 amino acids)
Cellular component (GO): nucleus
Molecular function (GO): nucleic acid binding; zinc ion binding
Source: RefSeq, a predicted model, not a curated record
CCACUCUCAGUGCGGCGCACAGCGCGCGGUUCUCCACUGCUCCGACAGAGUUGAUGAUCAGUGUCCGGGAUGGAUACCUGAAGGAUGGAUAGACGAUCGAUGGACUGAUCAAUCAAACUGGACUCACAGUCAGGGGACACACAGACACCUCUUCAGUAUUGAUUAUUGAUUAAUGAUUGGCUGCUGUUAUUGUGUUUGGAGUUAGCGCUUCAAACCUGCAAGACUCUACUUUCUUCAUCCAUCCCCUCCUCCUCCGGGAUGAAGACUCCUCUCAGCCCCUCUCAGCUCCUGAAAAGGGGGCAGAUCUUUGCCUUCGGAGGGAUGUGUCAGGAGUUGAUGGACCCCCCAACACCUGCAACCAUCAGUCUCUCUGUCCAGCAGACUCCAUCCCCAGGUCAGGGUGGGGCCUAUUCGCUGUGUGAGGUGUGUAACCUGCAGCUGACAUCUGCUGCUCAGGCCCAGCUUCACUACAAUGGCAGGUCUCACCUCCGGAGAGUGAGACAGCUCCAGGCUAGAGAGACAGGACAACAGGCAGCAGCGGGGGCUCAGUCUAGGUCUCUUCCCCAGGCCACAGGGCUCAGCUCCCAGCCUGCAGGACUCACUCCGACCCCAGGCCUCAGUCCAAGCCUUAGCGCUUCAUCCAGCACGACGGCAGGUGGUGGGUGUGGUGCAGUGGGCGGGACAUUGCCAGGGCUAAUUGGCGCUAAUGGUCCCUCGGUAAUGAUGAAACCAUUCCUGUCGUUUCCUGUCGAGACGACAUCACCAGUCGGACUGUUCCCAAACUUCAACACGAUGGACCCGGUGCAGAAAGCUGUCAUCAACCACACCUUUGGCGUUACCUUUAUACCCAGGAAGAAACAGGUCGUCUCAUGCAACGUCUGCCAGCUGAGGUUUAACUCUGAUUCUCAGGCAGAAGCUCAUUACAGAGGCAGCCGUCAUGCCAAAAAGCUCAAGUCUCAGGAGAACAAGACCAAGGCCAAGCUGUCAAUCACUGGAGAGACCAAUGGGAGCAUCACACGUCCUGUUUGCCCCACCCCUCUUGUCUCAGCUAACAGAAGCAACUCAGAUCUCUUAUCUAGCCCCACGGACUCCUUUCCUCUUAAACCCUUCCUCCUCCCCUCCUGCUCCCCUCUCUCCUCUGCCUCCCCCUCCUCUAGCCUACCAGGCAGUGAGCCUCCUCCCUCCAGUCCUCCCACCGCUCUCCCCGCCUCAGGCCUCUUCUCCUCUUCCUCCUCUUCCCCUUCUUCCCAAGCCUCUCCCCCUCCUCCAGCUCCUGUCACCUCCUCUUCAUCCCCUGCUGCUCCUCCUCCUCCUUCCCAGGCCUCAACCCAGGAUGCUCCUCUCUCAGUGGAGUCGGAGGAGGAAAAAGCGAAGAAGCUGUUGUACUGCUCUCUGUGUAAAGUCGCCGUCAACUCUCUGUCUCAGUUGGAGGCUCAUAAUGCAGGCUCAAAGCACAAGACGAUGCUGGAGGCUCGGAGCGGUGCCGGGCCAAUCAAGGCCUACCCUCGAGCCGGAGCCAAGCUGAAGAAUGGCAGCAGCUCUGCACUGAAGGGCUCCGGCCUACAGAACAAAACUUUCCACUGCCAGAUCUGUGAUGUCCACGUCAACUCUGAGAUCCAACUCAAACAGCACAUCUCCAGCAGGAGGCACAAGGACAGAGUGGCAGGAAAACCCAGCAAACCCAAAUACAGCCCUUAUAACAAACAGCAGCGCAGCUCACUUACUAAGGAGUUGGUGAAGCCCUCCCUCUCUCCCUCCUUCCUCUCCACUCCAUUUGCUCAUCCGCCCUCCUCCCUCACCUCCACCAUCUCGCUACCUCCCUCCUCUCUCUCCUCCUCCCCCCUCCUCACUCCCACCUCCUCACCCCUAACCCCUACCAUCUCUCUCCAUCCUCGUCCUCCAACCUCCUCGUCCCUCUUCACCGCCUCCUUCCUGCGUCCGGCUCCUGGACCAAUCAGAACAAGCCAAGGAUCAAUCCUCUUCACACCCUACUGAUGGCAGCGUUGGCGGUGAGGAGUCGAACCGUUGACUUUUGACCUCCGGUUUGUUGGAGUGAGGGAAGAGUCAAGAAGAGACAUCAGCUCUGCCAUCAAGGCUGCAGGGAUUCAAACCUGCAACCUUCUCACUUGACUGAGGCUUCAAAAGGAAACUUGAAAGGAGAGAACCUCCUCCUUCUGGCUGGAUCUUCUUCUCAGGUCUGAAACUUCACAGCUGACGCAACAGCAACCUGUGAUGAUGUUAUCCAAACCAGAAAGGAACAGAGGCGGAAAGGCUCCCACACAUCCUUGAAAACCUUGGAUUUUUUUUUACAGUCAUGGAAAAGUCCUUCUUAGUAAGCAAUAAGUUGUCAGUAGUAAAAAAAAUCAGUAUGCCGCUUUUUUGUUGUCCCCAUUUAUCGUUUUGAUGCUCCAGAUUCAAAACAUCUAAAAGAAAGUAAAACAUUCAACUUGUGCAUGGAAACAUACAGUAGAGAAUAUUUAUAUUUUUUCUUAUUUUCUUUUUUACCAAAAAAGUACCUCUUUGUGGCAGCCCAAAUGUACUGAAAAUAAAGCUGGAGUUUGUUUUUAAUGAAUUUAGUUUUGACUAAGGUAACAAGGAUCAGAACCAGGAUUUGUGAGGAACCGGAAUUGACAAGCGGAAUUUAAAAAAUGUCUCAACGAUACCCAAAACCGAGACACAAAGGUGGACAAGUUAGUCAGGUCUGGUUGGGUCGGGUCCUCAGAGUUUGGAGGAGGUUGUUUCUGUCUAAACAAAUCUCCUUUGAAACCAACUUUGAAGCUCUUCUUGCUCUUGCUGGAGGAGCUAACUAGCACCAACCUGAUGUCAGAUGUCCUCCGUCAUGAACAAAUACUACUGCAGAUGUCUUCAUGUCAUAUUAACACUGGACUGAUGCCUCAGGUGUCCUCCCUCAGACGUUCCUGCACUCAUGUUCAACUCGUUCCUAACAUACAGCAGAAAAAUAAAUUAAAAGAUAAGGCAGGCAUUUUUCUAAAUUGUUCUCAUUGUCGACAAAUCCCAUGAAAAGACCAAAACCAACAAUGUGUUUGUCUCUCAAUACUUUACUUAAUCAAUACAUUUAACACUCUUAUUCACUAUCCAUGAGGAAAAACUAAAUAUAAACAUUUCUCUGGUUGCUUUUAGUUAUUUUAGAGUUCAUAUAUAAACAUAUUCACCCAAAGCUUUUUCACAACUUUCAAACAACCGUAUGAUCUCUUUGGUGUAGAGACCCUUUAGAUUUGGUCCCAUUACCUUUCCUCCUAGUGCCACCCUCAGGAUACACAUGCUACUUUUAGCUCUGCUAUUAGUAAGGCUCUAUGUACAGCUUAAUAUUUAGCAUGUUAUGUGUGACAAAAUAAUCUCAACUCACACAGCCACUAACCAGCUUUAUUCUGAGCUUUUCAGCUGUUCAGUCUCUUGGGGCUGAUGUAUAUUUAUGUUUUUUUUUUGUCCCCUUACACCCCACCUCUCCCAGUCUCUAUCACACAAUAUAUUCAGUAUAUAUAUA